AGCACAUCCGGCUACCUCAUUCUCGUCUCCUCCACACCGCAAACAAAACCCUCCCGCCGGCGGCGGCGGCGUUAGCUACCACCUCUCUCCACCAGCAGAAGCUUCAGGCACUCUCCGCCGGCGACGGCAAAAGGGGGACACAGAAUGCAGCUGGCUCUGAUGGACAGCGGAAGCGACUCCGACACUGCCCCCGAGGAGCUCACCGCCGUCCAGGGUGUUGAGAAGCACGAAGAGAUCACUAAAGCUGAGAAGGAUAGUGCUAUCAGAGUAACACAAGAGGGAAAGGAGCGGAGAAAGCGAUGGGCCCAACGAAGAACCUCUUCUAAACCAGAUAAGCAGGCACUACAGGAAGUAGAAGAUGAAGAUACCAAACAAAAUGAGGAGACACAUAGUAUGCCUGGCAUGCUCCCUAGUAGUGUCAUCGAAAUGCUUGCAUCACGUGAGAAGCAAACCUUCUCAUCAGACUCUGAGGAAGAAAAUGUAAAGCAGAAGGUUCAGAAUAGGAAAAAGAGAUCAAAAACUUCCGGGCCUGAAAUAAUUCUGCUGAAAGAUGUUAAGUCAAUGCAACACAUGAAGAGUGCCCUUGAUUUCUUGGAGAAAAGGAAAAACCAGGUGCCAAGAUCCAAUGCAGUUUUGAAAAACGCUAAUAAGGCUUUGCGUCUCCUUUCAUCCAAAGGCAAUUUUCUGAGUUAGAGCGUGCCAGAAUGUGACCUUUUCUAAAUUUGUGUUUAUCUUCUCAUCUGAAUGACUGAUAUGGCCAAGAGAGUGAUCAUUUCUGUACGACUCUGUUUGAGAUUGUUUGCAUUUGUAUGGGUCAUGUUGGAAUCUCCUGAACGAAAAUUCAGAAAGAUUCCUAAAUUUUGAGAUCAAUGUAACACAUGUCGGAAACUCGGAACUGAAUGUUCACAUUGUGCAACAGAAUCCCAUUUGCAGACACCUGUGUGGUGUAAUAUAUGCUUUGUGUGAUAUUGU
Phragmites australis (common reed) is the source of this 972-nucleotide messenger RNA. RefSeq lists its product as uncharacterized. Bases 145 to 693 code for a protein of 182 amino acids. NCBI's taxonomy places the organism in Eukaryota, Viridiplantae, Streptophyta, Magnoliopsida, Poales, Poaceae. The record is from RefSeq and is a predicted model, not a curated record. The transcript has 5 exons.